This is a messenger RNA of Cottoperca gobio, 3975 nucleotides long. RefSeq names its product trichohyalin-like. Lineage: Eukaryota; Metazoa; Chordata; Actinopteri; Perciformes; Bovichtidae. Gene Ontology annotation, molecular function: small GTPase binding. The transcript is spliced from 10 exons. Gene Ontology annotation, cellular component: intracellular membrane-bounded organelle. The record is from RefSeq and is a predicted model, not a curated record. Gene Ontology annotation, biological process: regulated exocytosis. Bases 106 to 3879 code for a protein of 1257 amino acids.
CUGUUUCCUCAAAAUCAUGGGUGAAACUUUCCUCGAGUCGCUUCUGUCCAGUCUCACGGUGAGCCGAUGGUAGACUUCACCGCGUUUUGUUUUGGGAUUUAAUAUAUGUGUGGUGUAGCAACAGGUUUUGUCAGCAUGUCUCUGGUGGAUCUGCAGUGGUGUCCCACAAGCGUCCAGGUAACGGUGCAACAAGCCAGAGGCCUCAGGAUAAAGGGGAAAAGCGGCACUAACGAUGCGUACGCGGUCAUGCAAGUGGGCAAGGAGAAGUUUCAGACCUCGGUGGUGGAGAAGAGCGUGGCACCGGUGUGGAAGGAGGAGGCCGCUUUCGACCUGCCGCCGCUGCUGCAUCAGAGCGGCAGAGGAGGCACGGAGCGCUGCACGCUGCAUGUCCACGUCCUGCACCGAGCCCUGGUGGGUCCCGACAAGCUGCUGGGACAGGCGGUCAUCAACCUGCUGCAGCUCAGCGAGGACAAAACCCGCAUCAAGACCGAAUGGUUUAAAUUGCUGGACAAGACUGGCAAGGCAGACAAAGACAGAGGAGAGGUUCUUGUGGACAUCCAGUUCAUGAGAAACAACAUGACCGCCAGCAUGUUUGACCUCUCUGCUGCAGGCAAAUCCAGAUCUCGCCUGGGCAAGUUCAAGGACAAAGUACGCGGCAAGAAAAAGGAAUCUGAUACUGCGUCUAACGUGGUGCCAUCCUUCAGUCAAGUUCUGACGGACAGUGAGGAGGAGGGGAACGGUGAGGUAGCUGCGGGGAAGGAUGAAAAAAAGAAGAAACAUAAGAUGAAGUCUUUGUUUUCUUCCAAGUCUAACCUGCAGAGGAACAUGUCUCAGUCCAUGUCUAUUCUGCCUGCGAAGAACUCCUCACUGAGCGGGAGCCAGUCGUCAGGUCUAAAUGUGGAUUCUUCUGAAGGUAAAAAGAAGUUCAAGUUCAUGAUGCAUAAACGCUCAGGCAGCUCGGGCAACAAAGAUUCCUCCUCUGAUCAUCAAAAGCUUGCAGCUGCGGAACAGAAUAACUUGUGCAUCAAUGGCAGUCAUGUCUACCGUGAGGAGCCGCAACCCCGGACCUCUCGCAUCGGCUCAAACUUCAGUCUGACCAGUUCAGGCCACGAAUCCAUGGAGGACGUUCCCAAAAGCUCUCCUCCAUCUGUUGAUUCACUAAGGGCGGUGAGGCAAUAUUCACCAUGGACAGAGGAGGAGGAGGAGGAAGUAGACAAUCUAAAAGAGGAUGUAGGUGAACAAAGGGAGGAAGAUGAAAGAAUUAGGAAGAGACGAGAGGAAGAAAAAAGGAGUGAAGAGAAAGUUAGAAAGGAGGAAGAGGAAAGGAUUAGGAGGGAGGUGGAAGAGAGGAGGCGACAAGAGGAAGAAGAGAGUGUCAGGAGAGAAGAAGAGCUUGAAAGAUUAGCAGAGGAAAAGCGACUAAGGGAACAAGAAAGAAGGAUUGAAGAGAAAGUUAGAAAGGAGGAAGAGGACAGGAUUAGGAGGGAGGAGGAGGAAGAGAGAGUUCAGGAAGAGAGGAGGAAACAAGAUGAAGAAGAGCGUGAAAGGUUAGCAGAGGAAAAUAAGAGAUUACAGGAACAAGAAGUUAGAAAGGAGGAGGACGACAGGAUUAGGAUGGAGGAGGAAAGGGCUCAGGAAGAGAGGAGGGAGGAAGAGGAGAGAGCGAUGAAACGAGAAGAGGAAAGAAUUAAAGAAGAGACACUUAAAAAGGAGGAAGAAGAGGGGAUCAGGAGGGAGAAGAAGAUUGCUGAGGAAGAGAGGAGACGAGAGGAAGAGGAGCAAAGGGAGGAAGAGGACAGGAUUAGGAUGGAGGAGGAAAGGGCUCAGGAAGAGGGAGUGAGGAGACAAGAGGAGCGUAUAUUGGCAGAGGAAAAGGGGAGACUUGAAGAAGAAGAAAGGAUUGAAGAGGAAACAUUUAGAAAGGAGAGGAUUUGGAUGGAGGAGGAAAAGGAGAGGGCUGAGAAAGAGAGGAGACAAGAGGAAAUGGUGAGAAGACAAGAAGAGGAAGAAGGAAGGAGGCGAAGGGAGGAAGAGGACAGGAUUAGGAAAGGAGAAGAGGAGAUGGCUAGGAGGGGAAAAGAAGAAUAUGAGAGAUUGGUAGAGGAACAAAUGAGACUAGAGGAAGAAGAAAGGAAAAGGAUUGAGGCGGAAGAGGAAAUUAAACGGGAGGAAGAGGAAAGGAUAAGGGUGGAGGAAGAGAUGAUGAUGAGGAGGAAGGAAGAAGAGCGUGAGCAGUUGGCAGAGGAAAAGAGGAAACUUGAAGAACAAGAAAGGAGAAGAAUUCAGGAAGAAGAAAAAAGCCAAAGGGAGGAAGAGGACAGGAUUAGGGAAGAGGAAGAGGAGAAGGCUAGGAAGGAAAAGGAAGAAUAUGAGAAAUUGGUAGAGGAAAAGAUUAGACAAGAGAGGAGAUGGAUUGAGGAAGAGAGGAUUAUGAGGGAGGCGAAAGCUGAGAAGAAGAGAAAAGAAGACCAGGCUAUGAAGCUGGAGAAAGAAAAGUUAACAAGCGAAGCAGAAGAACGAAAUCAAACCAAACCCAAAGCUGCAGGGAAGAAACCUAAAGUGCCUGUGGAGAGCCCUGCAGAAGUCACUUCCAAUCCGUUUGAUGAAAACUUUUCAAAUAAUGACUUUGGCGAGAUUCCAGACUCGCCUGCAGGACCCGACAGCAGCACAGCCAAGGCGUCAUCUAUCCAACAAAGGGAUCAAUCUGCAGCAUCAUCUUUGGGAAGCAAAACCGUUUCCACUGAUGACAAGGAUCCUAUUGGUACUCAGCGGGAGAGGCGGCUGGCUCCUCAGCCCCCAGGAAUAAAUCAAUCUGAGAGACCGGAGCAGGAUGGCUCUACACAACAUCUGGCACAAAUGAACAAGAAAAGUAAAGACCAAGACCUCCAAACCGUCAGCGUUCUGCCUCAGCGCUCGGUGCAAAUGAUCGCUCCUCUGAGUAGGUCUUCCCAAGAUACGAAGAACACCCAGAGCUUGACUCAAAGUAGUGGCACUAAAGAAACCUCAAACCUAGCCAAACACGGUAAACGUCCUGCGCCAUCUAAACCGCGUUCUGAGGCAGAGAGGCUAUCCUCUGAUCCCAAAACAACGCCGCCUUCUGAUGGCAACAUGUCCCAUGAAUGUAUCUCGAAGGCAAAACAAACCCCAACUGUAUAUGGCUUAAAUCCAUUUGAUGAUGAUGAUGAUGAUGCAGCCCAAGAUGACGGAGCAACCUCUGGUCCUACUGCUUCAGUACAAUGGCCUCCAGUCGUGUCACAUACUGCUGAUAAAUAUGCCGCCUUUCAAACUAAAAUCAAAUCCUCAAAGGCCCGCGCUCCCCUACUUCCUGCAAAGGAAGCCGCCACAUCGAGCACUUCAAUCAACCAAAACACUGAAGGAGACCAUGUUACAGGUGUGACUGACAACAGUGGAACCCACACAUGUGACCCCGAGUCAGAGGCCAUAAGUCCGGAGCAUGUCCAGGAGGCUCCACCGCGAGGCUCUCAGCCUGUGAUGGUGCAGAGUGCUGGGGAAGAGGCAGGUGGGAAGAAGGAGGGGCCUCCUGUAACUUUACGCAGGCUUCAACCUGUAAAACCCCUGAAUCCUCUGGAACAGCAGUCCGUUUCAAUCUUUCAAGGAGAAAAAGAUAAAAAAUCUUCAGGAAUCUUUUGUGAAGAUCAGGAUAAGACUAAGGUAAAUGUCACUGGGCUGAAAGGGCCCUACUCCGAGCUGACUCGUGAGGAGCUCAUCUCUCUGGUGCUCAAACAAGAAAACCAGCUGUCAGACAGAAACAAAAAGAUAUCUGAUCUGGAGCAGUACAUCGACAACUUGCUUGUGCGCAUCAUAGAAGAGAAACCAAGUAUUCUCAUGUCCCUGAACUCUCUGAAGAAACCUGUCUAGGUAGAUUCACAUCUGACACUUUAUCCCCACUGUAUGUAAUGUACAUUUGCAAUCAAAGAUGUUAAUAAAUACAAAAAUAUUCCACAUUUUUCUAAA